AUGAAAACAAUCCAUAUUACUCUAACUCAGGACCACAUAAAGCUUCUCAGUUUACGGCCCAGAAGAUCGUCAUGUCUUCAAAAGCUGACGUAUGAGGUGAAGGCUCAAUGGAUUGGAGUCAUUGAAUUACAAGGACUUGUAAAUUCACUCAAGACUGGCGCGCCAUUGACGAUUUUGAACUUGCGUGACGGCUCAAUCAAGGAUGAAGGGGCUCUGGCACUGUCAGAGGUACUCAAGGUUAAUACUAGUUUGACGACUUUGGACUUGGGUUACAACUCAGUUGGGGAUGUAGGGGCUCAGGCAUUGUCAGAGGCACUCAAGGCUAAUGCAACACUAGCAACUUUGGACUUGUGGGACAACUCGAUCGAAAAGGAAGGAGCUCUGGCAUUGUCAGAGGCACUCAAGGUUAAUACUAGUUUGGCGACUUUGAACUUGGGUUACAACUCAAUUGGGGAUGAAGGAGCUCUGGCAUUGUCAGAGGCACUCAAGGCUAAUGCAACACUAACAACUUUGGACUUGUGGGACAACUCGAUCGAAAAGGAAGGCGCUCAGGCAUUGUCAGAGACGCUCGAAGUCAAUGCAACUUUAACGACCUUGACCUUGGGCAACAACAGAAUUCGAAAGGAAGGAGCUCUGGCAUUGUCAGAGGCACUCAAGGAAGAAGCUCUGGCAUUGUCAGAGGCACUCAAGGUUAACACUAGUUUGACGACAUUGGACUUGAGCAACAACAGAAUUCAAAAGGAAGGAGCUCAGGCAUUGUCAGAGGCACUCAAGGCUAAUGCAACAUUAACGACUUUGAUCUUGUGUCACAACUCGAUCGAAAAGGAAGAAGCUCUGGCAUUGUCAGAAGCACUCAAGGUUAACACUAGUUUGACAACAUUGGACUUGAAUGAGAGCUCGAUCGGAAAGGAAGGAGCUCAGGCAUUGUCAGAGGCACUCAAGGCUAAUGCAACAUUAACGACUUUGAACUUGUGCCACAGCUCGAUCGAAAAGGAAGAAGCUCUGGCAUUGUCAGAGGCACUCAAAGUUAACACUACUUUGACGACAUUGGACUUGUGGUACAACUCAAUUGGGGAUGAGGGAGCUCUGGCAUUGGCAAAGGCACUCAAGAUUAACACUAGUUUGACGACAUUGGAGUUGGGCAACAACAGAAUUCAAAAGGAAGGAGCUCUGGUAUUGUCAGAGGCACUCAAGGUUAAUACCAGUUUGACGACUUUGAACUUGCGUAGCAACUCAAUUGGGGAUGAAGGAGCUCUGGCAUUGUCAGAGGCGCUCAAGGCCAAUGCAACUUUAACAGAUUUGACCUUGGGUGGCAACUCGAUUGGAAAGGAAGGAGCUCUGGCAUUGUCAGAGGCACUCAAGGUUAACACUAGUUUGACGACAUUGGCCUUGUGGUACAACUCAAUUGGGGAUGAAGGAGCUCAGGCAUUGUCAGAGGCACUCAAGGUUAACACUAGUUUGACGACAUUGAGCUUGAGCAACAACAGAAUUCAAAAGGAAGGAGCUCAGGCAUUGUCAGAGGCACUCAAGGUUAACACUAGUUUGACGACAUUGGCCUUGUGGUACAACUUAAUUGGGGAAGCAGAUCUGGCAAUUUCAGAAGCACUCAAGGAAAACGCAAUUUUUACUCAAUAA
Lobosporangium transversale is the source of this 1635-nucleotide messenger RNA. RefSeq lists its product as hypothetical. Gene Ontology annotation, molecular function: GTPase activator activity; small GTPase binding. NCBI's taxonomy places the organism in Eukaryota, Fungi, Mortierellomycota, Mortierellomycetes, Mortierellales, Mortierellaceae. Gene Ontology annotation, cellular component: cytosol; nucleus; perinuclear region of cytoplasm. Gene Ontology annotation, biological process: activation of GTPase activity; nucleocytoplasmic transport. The record is from RefSeq and is a predicted model, not a curated record. The transcript has 2 exons. The coding region runs from base 1 to 1635 and encodes 544 amino acids.